Molecule: messenger RNA, 2660 nt
Organism: Lacerta agilis (Sand lizard)
Lineage: Eukaryota; Metazoa; Chordata; Lepidosauria; Squamata; Lacertidae
Gene: GDE1
Product: glycerophosphodiester phosphodiesterase 1
Exons: 6
Coding region: 99-1088 (329 amino acids)
Biological process (GO): lipid metabolic process
Molecular function (GO): phosphoric diester hydrolase activity
Source: RefSeq, a predicted model, not a curated record
GUGAGCGCUGCCUCCUCGGCGCCCGCCGCCUUCGCCGGCAGUUGAGGGAGCGGGGGGGGGGGGCGACUCCCCUCCGCCUGUGAGGCCGUUGGGCCGCCAUGUUCUGCUACUCCGAGGGGCUGCUGGCCGCCUUCUCGACGGUGCUCCUGGCCGCGCUGGUGCUGAGCCGGAGCGCCGUGCUCUCCUGCCUGCUGACUGCGGGCCUCUACCUGGUGCUACGCCUCUUCAGCCUCGAGCCGGCGCCGGUCCAACGAGCCCAGCUGGUCGUCCAGCCCCGCGGGAACCCGGCUCGCAUCGCGCACCGCGGCGGCGGACACGACGCGCCCGAGAACACGCUGGCCGCCAUCAGACAGGCAGCUGAGAAUGGAGCAACAGGGGUUGAACUUGACCUUGGAUUCACUGCUGAUGGCAUUCCUGUCCUGAUGCAUGACGACACUGUAGACAGGACCACUGAUGGGUCUGGAAACUUAAACAGCUUGACAUUUGCUGAUAUCAGAAAAUUUAAUCCAGCUGCUAAACAUAGAUUAUGGAGGGAUUAUCGUGGAGAAAAAAUACCAACUUUGAAAGAAGCUGUUUUGGAAAGUAUGCAUUACGAUCUCACAAUCUACUUUGAUGUCAAGGGCAAUGCAGACCAGGCAGUUGCAGCCCUAAAACCCCUGUACUUGGAAUAUCCUCGGCUGUACAACACUAGCAUCGUUUGCUCUUUUAUGCCGGAUGUUGUCUAUAAGAUGAAGCAAGCUGAUAGGAAUGUUUUAACAGCUCUAACCCACCGACCAUGGAGCUUUAGUUACUUUGGAGAUGGGAAGCCUCGCUACACUUCCUGUUGGAAACAUUAUUUCAUGAUGAUGCUGGAUGUCAUUUUGGACUGGAGCAUGCACAACUUCCUGUGGCACUUCUGUGGGGUUUCCGCUUUUCUGGUGCAGAAAAAUUUCGUUUCACAGGAAUAUGUGAGACAGUGGUCUUCCAAAGGAAUUCAAGUUGUGGCUUGGACAGUCAACACAUUUGCUGAAAAAAUGUACUAUGAAAAUGUUCUCCAGGCCAGCUACAUCACUGACAGCUUAGUGGAGGACUGUGACCCUCACUUCUAAUCUUCAGCAUUUCCUGGAUUCUUUUGGGUUUGCUUCUUUAAAGCAAAAUGGAAGUUUGUCAGCAGUGGAACUUCAAGGAUUCAUAUUGAUUUUCUUGGGACUGAAUUAUCACGAUGCAAAGUGGAUCCAAAUGUUUCUUUUCAUCAUGCUGGAUGGAGUCUUAACAUUACAAUCAAUUUUAACCCUAGCAGGAAGAAUUGAGAGUCUAAGAGAGGGCUGUGCAGCCCUUUUAAAAAAUCAGGUUGGUUUAAUGCAGGUGUGGACUUGUAGAUUGACACUUUUUUCUAAAUUAAGCUGCUUUUUUAAAAAUAAAUCGAUGCUAGGCCUUCACCAAUCACUGACAUGACUUGAAACACAUUCAUUAGCCUGUACUUAUAAUGAAAUAGUAGAGAGGGAGACAACUGCAUAUACCUCCUCGUUGUCUAGUCGAAAGACAAACCAGUUCCCCAAGGCGUGGACCAAAGAGCAUCAAAGCAUUUGGGGGGCUGGAAGAAAUUAGGCCAGGUGCUGCAGGUUGCAGUACUGCCUUAUGGGUAAGUGGGUGGCUGGGUGCAACAGAAUCCUACCUGGGGGAUAUGAAUAAGAGGCAUUAGCUGAAAAGCGAGACUUGGAGACAACAUGGAGCAACGCCACAGCCAGGACUAGACUAUAUAUGGGUAAGUAGGAAGAGAUUUUUAGGGCUCAGUUUAGGUGCCAAUUUGAAUUCACAUUUGGCACUGCUUUUGAAGCAACAUUAAUUCUUACAAAUUAGGGUCUGUUCUUCUGACCAAGAUUCUUUGCAGGUUGUCCUUGCACUUUACUCUGAAGUACAACCUAUUCCAAAGUAAUAGCAUUCAGAAAAUCACUCAGGAAGUUUGUGUCCAAACGCACACAGAGGAAACACUUUUACUAUGGAAGUUGCUCAUGGUAGGGAAACUAGAAACUACCUGACGAAGUAGAAGCAAAGAAAAUACGACCAUUUGGGGAGAAUUGGAUGCUGAAAUCUAGUAGGGAUACAGAAGCACUUGAAGAAUUAGGAGUACACUAGGAAGGGAAAAGGUUGUGCCUUAAACUCUGCAAACCAGCUUUUCACAGGAAGAAGCCAAGCACAACAAACAGUUGAGCAGCAAGAACUCGCCCAACUGCUGUUGUAGAUGCAAUCCUGAUUCUAGCAGCCAGACACUCCUCAAAAGUGCUCUUGAUUGCAAUUCAUAUGAGUAGCUGGGCCAGAUGGCAACUGAAGCAGCCAACCAUUGAUGUAGGGGAAAUAAGAGGGUCCUUGUCAAACAAUUUAAAAAUGUGCAGCUGCAAAGUCACAGCUAAAACAGGUUUCUGUUUUCCAAACUUACAUUACAACAUUUUUUUGUGCUGGUUAUGUACCCAUUGUUCUCCAGAAAAGGUUGGAACUGCACAGAGAUGAAGUAAGAUAUAUGUAACCAGAUUUAACAUUUCACAGUGGUGACACAAUGCAUGUUAAUUAAAAAAAAACAACAGAGCUCUCAUUAUCAUUCUUUAUAAAUGCCUCUAAUCUCUGUAAAAAAAUAUUCUGAUCAACACAGCAAAAAUAAAGCAUUUCAGAACGAUUACAACAAA